This is a messenger RNA of Sphaeramia orbicularis (orbiculate cardinalfish), 2138 nucleotides long. It is a transcript of the gene marchf4b, whose product is annotated as membrane associated ring-CH-type finger 4b. NCBI's taxonomy places the organism in Eukaryota, Metazoa, Chordata, Actinopteri, Kurtiformes, Apogonidae. Gene Ontology annotation, molecular function: ubiquitin-protein transferase activity; zinc ion binding. The record is from RefSeq and is a predicted model, not a curated record. Bases 710 to 1972 code for a protein of 420 amino acids. Gene Ontology annotation, biological process: protein ubiquitination. The transcript is spliced from 5 exons.
CUUUGCAUGGCAACAAGCAGUAACAUCCUAUUGUCAACACUGACUUCCUGUGCCUUUUCAAUAUGGGAUCAUUAUGUGUGUAUGAGUCCAAACAUUUGCAGUGUGAUGUAUUGUGUUUCAGUUGUAGUAUUGAGUUGGCUGCUUGCAUCACUGUGCGGUGGUGACGUGCGGCGUCUGGGAGCUGUCCCAGGAAUCAUGGUGCUGAAGCUGCAGCACCGAUUCAGCAGCCAAUGAUCACAGGAGAAACCGGGGCUACGGACGCGUUCACCUAGAGCAGGACAGUCCGACAAUCGCGUUGGAUUUUAACGCUCGGAUUUAAACCCUUUGGCUCGUCCCUCGGUCAUGGAAAUUCGAUAAAUCGGGAUGUAAGCUUCACACAGACUUGCCAAGCGACCUGCAGUCUGGCUGGGGAUCCAUGAAAAAAUCCUCAAACUGUGAGUCGUAUAGAAAUCGGUGUAGCUCGCCAGCUGUUCCAUUUCUUGAACUUAAUGGCUUCAGACACUUGUUUGCAUCAAUGGGAUUUAUUUGCCUUUUGGAUUUGCGUCCUUUUUGGAACACAAUAAAAGACACUGAAUCUGAAUUGACGGAUAUCAACAAAUAAAACUUAAAAAAACAAAAUCCCAUCAAGCACCGGAACGCUCCUGCUCCUGCCCCUGCGACAUCUCACGACAUAUGAAGUGUUUGCUUAUGACGGGGUCACGUACAGUACAUGCUGUUUUCUUCCUGCACCUUUUCAUGGUGCUGUGAGUUUCUGGCCGGAGACAGGCUGAUGCUGCGCAGCCAGGGCAUGCUGAAGAGCCGCUGUUGCGUCUUGCUCGGUGACCUGAGGGUGCUCCUGCUCGGGCCACCGGCACCGCCGACACCGCUGCCUCCGCUGACCCCCAUGAGCAGCCAAGCUACCGAGAGCCAUGAGACAGGCGUCACCGUCCCCGACAACAACAAUACGUUAACUCGGAGCCACCAGCACGCAGGGGACCGGGUUGUUCCACCUGCAGCGGGAGCCACCGGGUCACCGGGCGGAGAGCGGUCAGUGGCGGGCUGGGUGGAUGCUGCAGAGCUGUCGGCGGCCCUGCGCGGCUGCAGCAGCUCCUCUGAUGACUGCUCUAAGGGCAAACUGGAGGAGAGGUUCUCCCUUACCAGCUACACGGAAAGUGGCUUCAGGACGCCUGUGUGCAGGAUCUGCUUCCAGGGACCAGAACAUGGGGAGCUCCUGAGCCCAUGUCGGUGCAGUGGGUCAGUACGCUGCACCCACCAGCCCUGCCUCAUCAAGUGGAUCAGUGAGAGAGGGUCCUGGGCCUGUGAGCUUUGCUACUACAAGUAUCAGGUCAUUGCCAUCAGCACCAAGAACCCACUCCAGUGGCAAGCCAUCUCCCUGACAGUGAUCGAGAAAGUGCAGAUAGCAGCAGCCAUCUUGGGAUCACUGUUCCUGAUGGCCAGUAUCUCCUGGCUAGUGUGGUCGUCUUUCAGCCCGUCGGCCCGUUGGCAACGUCAAGACCUCCUUUUUCAAAUCUGCUACGGCAUGUAUGGCUUCAUGGAUGUAGUCUGCAUCGCACUAAUUGUCCAUGAGGGACCUUCUGUGUUUCGCAUCUUCCACCGCUGGCAGGCUGUCAACCAGCAAUGGAAGGUCCUGAACUAUGACAAGUCUAUGGACAGCGAUGACCUGAAGGACACCAGUGUGGACAGGACUCUGUCUCAGCCCGGACAGGGGUAUCAGACUGGGAUAGGGGUGUCCACCUCAACUUCCUCACUGAUGGUGGUAGCGUCCACAGCCGCCGGUUCUACUUCUACAACGGUAGUCACGGCCUCAGCAGGACUGGAAACACAUGUUGACCCCAGCAGCGGCAGCGCGGUACCAGACCAACACUGUCCCUACAACAUCCUCCACCUCCUCAGCCACCUGAGGCAGCCGGAGGCUCGCGGCCAACCCAGCAAUAGCACACGAGAGCUGGUCAUGCGAGUCACUACAGUCUGAUAAGUCAGUUGAGGCCUUAUCUCAUGCGACGGGGGAAGAUUUAUGAACCAGCGGACAUGGUCUUAUCUUAACUGCACUGGAUUAAUACAAUGUUCUUGUUUGUUUCAAAAUGCAUCUCUGAUGUCCUUACAUGGAUUGAAUAAAAGUCAAAGUUGUUUGAUUUGCA